UAUUUUGACGUUUGAGUUUUGACGUGGAUAUUUUAAAUCGUAUUGCAUUACCACUUACAAUUUUAAUUAUUUAUCGACUAUCAAGUUAAAGUAAAACAAUACUAAAGAAUAUAUUUGCUCAAUAUACAGUACAUAAACUAAUUUGAAUAUUCUUUCAACUUUGCUUCACAAUCAGCUAAGUAGGUACCUACUUCAAAAUGAUUACAGACAUACAAUUGGCCGUGUUCUCAAAUGUACUAGGUGUUUCAAUAUUCCUAUUGGUUAUACUAUAUCACUACAUAAAUGCCAAUAGUUCGAAAUAAAGGUAUUACCAGCAACAUGUAUUCAUCAUUCACAUUUUAAUACUUACAUGUUUGUAUUUCAUAACAUAAUUAAAUAAUAAUAUUAUGUAAAUAAAACUUUCUAAAAAAACAUAG
This is a messenger RNA of Leptidea sinapis, 416 nucleotides long. RefSeq names its product dolichyl-diphosphooligosaccharide--protein glycosyltransferase subunit 4. The record is from RefSeq and is a predicted model, not a curated record. Gene Ontology annotation, cellular component: oligosaccharyltransferase complex. The transcript is spliced from 3 exons. Bases 198 to 302 code for a protein of 34 amino acids. NCBI's taxonomy places the organism in Eukaryota, Metazoa, Arthropoda, Insecta, Lepidoptera, Pieridae.